CGGAGGUUGCUGGAGGUACACAACGUCGACCCCCCAAAAAGAGGCCGACGCCAGCGUACCUACCCAUCUCAGAGUCGGGCAUCUCCUCCGCUUCGUUCGCAACUAUUUUGGUUCAGGUGGCUCCGCGCCAUACUUCCAUAAUCUUGACAAUUCCGCACUUCCUGAAAGUCUCCACAUGGCGUCGCGGUGUCUCGAUCUAGCAAUAGUGUUGACGCUGGGGGGGGUGGGAGUCCAGGGCGUGCAGCUCCAGAGCGCGCACACGCGCCUGGCGAAGGCGCAGAAGGAGGAGGCCCAUGCAGCCCUGUUCGAGAAGGACUUCACGGUGGAGCUGGACAUGAUUGCGGCCCACGAGCGCAAUUUGAACCUCGGGAUGCAGCUGGACACCGACACUGAUUUUGAACCAGUGUCGGUUGCAAAGGUUCGCAAGAACGGGUUGAUGGAGAUGUGGAACAAAGCCAACCCGGAUAAAGCCAUAACCGUGGGCGACCAGAUCAUGAAGGUCAACGACAUUUUGUGGCACCACAAUUCGCAGAUGUUUGCAGAGCGCAUCAAAAACCAGUACAAGGCAUACAAGGACUACAAGGCGGGCGCUAAAAAGGUGCUGACCCUGGCAAUCCAGCGCCCAAGGCGCCAGAAGGAGACCCGUUUCCAGUCGCAGCGGGAGGACCUGCACAGGCAGAUGUAUUCGAGGGAGUUCAGCGUCGACCUCCCCUUCGUGAAAAACCAGAGCAUCGGCUGGACGCUGAACGCGACUGUCGACUGGAAUCCGGUGACCGUCGCCAGUGUCAGCAGCACAGGCUUGGUGGCGUUGUGGAACCAGGAAAAUCCUGAAAACAGGAUCUACCCCGGCGACGAGAUCAUCAUGGCCAAUAACGUCACUUGGCACCACAACACCAAGGCCUUCAAUCACCGCAUUGAUACGAUGCUGCGCAGGGCUGUGUCACAAUCCAACUCCAAAGUUGCCAUUACCCUGCGCAUUCAGCGGCCUAGGUCGGUCAUCCAAGCGCUGGAGGGCAAGACCUUCCAGAAGAUGUUCGACGUGACCCUGCCCAGUAUCCACCCAGAGGAGAUCGGCUGGACCCUGCAGACCAACACUUCGGACCCUAUCAACAUUACUGAGAUUAGGGACGGAAGCUUUCUGAGCAAGUGGAACAAGCAAACUCCCGAGCAGAAUUUGGCCGUUGGCGAUCGCAUCGUCAAGGCGAAUAGCUUGAAUUGGCACCACGACAAGAUUGGUUUCGCGAGCAACCUGUUGAAGAUCUUGAGCAAAAGGAACAGCACCACUCUGCGCGUCCAGCGGCAGGCCCACUUCAACUACGCCAGAGGUUGGGCAGUAGAAAUCCCAUCAGGUGUGAACCAACUGCUGGGCCUACAGCUGAACGCUAGUGACGACGAGUUUCCUGUAACAAUCAACAUGGUCAGGCGCCUGACUGCCGCUGGCAUCUUCAACGAGGACAACCCCGAUGACGUGAUGAUCCCCGGUGACCAGAUCUUCAAGGUCAACGAUAUCUUGUGGCGCGGCAAUUCGCGCGAGUUCGCGCAGAGCUUGGAGCAGGAAUUUUCCAAAUCCAAGCGGACGGGCGUCAUGCGCUUGUGGCUCCAAAGGCCAGAGGGGCUGCAGAGGGAGGACGAUUCGAGCUUGGACUACCUUGAGUUCUCGACAGAGCUGAAUGUCUCGCUGUCCCAGGCCAUGGGCUGGGAAUUGAACACCACUGGCGCAGGCCCAGUCACGGUCAGUAAGCUCACGAAUCUCGGUAGCAUCCAAAGUUGGAACGAUAACAAUCCAUUGAAGGACAUCCAGGUCGGCGACCAGCUCAUCCAAGUGGAAGACAGAGUUUGGCAUAACAACACAGAGGAAUUCAUGAAGCACCUCGGCCACCAGCUGACGGACGCCACCAGUAGCAAAGGCAAGGGGAGCAUCGCGGUGCUGUUCCGCAGGCCCUACGUGGCGAACGCGGAUGACGUGGCCGAGGGCAAGGACGAAGAGUUGGGGGGCGACGUGAUGGGAGCCGAGGAGUGAUGCGCUCGGCGGGCCCAGGCACGAACUGCUGCUGAUGCCAUCGAGACCGCCUUCGGUCUCGAUGCUCGAGGCGACCCAUUGUUGGGACGCUGCGUUCCACGCAGAAGCAGUCCCAGGUGCGAUAUGCAGGAUCAUCGCUAAUCAUGCGUUUUGGCUGUCACCGAAGGUGAUGGUGUAACACAAAUGACCAGGGAGGUUAGGGCUAGGAAUGGCACUGGCACGCGCAGCGGGCCAGACAGAGAGCAGAGGCGGAAGCUGGCGGAAGGAGCCUUGGAAGUGCUAGGAAUCACACUCCUCCUGCUUGACUCCUGUAGGCGCUCGCGGCAUCGGAAAGACGUCAAGCACUUAGAUUCACGCUCGCGUCGUUACGAACUUUGGGUUAUCAGCAGAUGGCUGAUCCGGCAUGCAAUCAGGAAGCCUCGGGCUACUACUGGAUGAGUUGCACAAGCCUGCAAUAGGAAAAGAAUUAUUUAAUCGCUUCGCUCAUUCCGCCGGCCCAUAUUGUCGCACCGUUGUGGG
This is a messenger RNA of Prorocentrum cordatum, 2539 nucleotides long. Lineage: Eukaryota; Dinophyceae; Prorocentrales; Prorocentraceae. The record is from the annotation of a GenBank genome assembly.